Messenger RNA from Blepharisma stoltei, 852 nucleotides. Lineage: Eukaryota; Ciliophora; Heterotrichea; Heterotrichida; Blepharismidae. The record is from the annotation of a GenBank genome assembly.
AUGUCAGAAGAGCUUAAAAAAGCAGUUUAUAUUCUUGCAACGAUCAAUCAGCAUAUAAAAUUUCCUUUCAAAAAUCCAUGUUUAAGCAAAAUUUUUCAAAAUGCUUUUACCUCAGGCAUUGAUAAUGAAGAUCUUAGACUACUUGAAAAAUACACAUUGCCAUUGCCAAGCUUUGAUAGCGCAUAUCAUAUUGUAAAGGAUAUCAUUAGAUUCCAGAAAUGAGAAGAUAUUUUUGCUUGGCCGAACAAAUUAUUGCAACCAUUUCAAGUAUCUGACAUACCUAAAAAAAUUCAAAAAGUUGCAUUUUUUUGCGUUUGCACUAAUAAGGAUUAUAUAGAGGAAAUAGAAGGCUACAACUUAAUUGUAAAACUUGUUCUACCUGAAGGGAUUUUACAAUGUAAAUACUGAGAAGAAUGAAAGAGCUGCUCAUCUUCUCAGGAAAUGGACAAAAAUAGUAAGCCUAAAAUCUAUUCCGCAAUUUUUGGCUUUGUUAAAAACUGAGGAGUGAUUCCAAAAAAUGAAGAAACGGCAGAGAAUGAAAUAGAAAAAGUGGAAGAUGAAGAAGCAAGAAUAGAAAAAAUUGAAGAUAACCCUCAAUAUUUUGAAGAAAAUGAUACUAAAAAUAUAAAUGCGGACCAAAUAAAUGAAAAAUUCAAACAAAUAGAAGAGCUAUCUAAAUGCAAACAAAGCAAUGAAAGCAAUGAAAGCCUCCAAGCUGAGCUAAUAAGAGUAAAAAUUGAAAAUAAAAAAGCGUGCAAUGAUAUAAGUGAAAUAAAAGCAAUGAUAGAGGACGUGAGAAAUUCUUUGAAUGAAAAAAUAGAUGAGACUAACAUAAAUUUAAAAAAAGUUUAA